Podarcis muralis (Common wall lizard) is the source of this 2798-nucleotide messenger RNA. It is a transcript of the gene CTSZ, whose product is annotated as cathepsin Z. The record is from RefSeq and is a predicted model, not a curated record. Gene Ontology annotation, biological process: proteolysis. Gene Ontology annotation, molecular function: cysteine-type peptidase activity. NCBI's taxonomy places the organism in Eukaryota, Metazoa, Chordata, Lepidosauria, Squamata, Lacertidae.
GUGAUGAAAGCCCCGAGAUGCGCAGGUGAACCUCCCGAGGGCGGCGGCGUUUAACUCUUCCUGCCUCCCUCGACGGCCGCUCUUAUCAGAUGGCCAACCCCUCGUUUCGUAACCCUGGGCGAACCAGUCGCCCUUCCCGCGCCGGGGCGGCGCCGAAGCGGGUUAUAAGGCUCGAACUUCGCCGCAGCUCCUCCACCCAACCGGCCCCGCGCGUUUCCGGCUCCCACCGCCAUCCGCAGCAGCCGUCUGGCCGGCCGGGGCGCAGCUUUCGUUCGACGGAGCGGGACGAAGCGCAAAGAGCCGCCGUCGAGCCGGGACCAUGGCCGGGCGCUGCCUCCGCCUGGCGCUUCUCCUCCUGCUGCCGCUCCUCGACGCCAAGGCCGGGCAGAGUUGCUACAAGCCGAGGAUUCCCAGGCCCUACGCCGUCCGAACCUACCCUCGUCCUUAUGAAUAUCUGGACACCUCAAAACUGCCCAAGAGCUGGGACUGGAGGAAUAUAAAAGGAGUCAACUAUGUGAGUGCCACACGCAACCAGCACAUCCCACAGUAUUGCGGAUCCUGCUGGGCUCAUGGCAGCACCAGCGCUUUAGCAGAUCGCAUCAAUAUCAAGAGGAAAGGCAUUUGGCCUUCUGCCUAUCUCUCAGUCCAGAAUGUGAUUGACUGUGCCGACGCUGGCGGCUGCAGCGGAGGGGAUGACUUGCAGGUCUGGAGUUAUGCUCAUGAGCACGGCAUCCCCGACGAGACCUGCAACAACUACCAAGCUAAAGACCAAGAUUGUGAUACGUUUAACCAGUGUGGAACGUGUGAUACUUUUGGAAAAUGUCAUAUGAUAAAGAACUACACCCGCUGGAAAGUUGCUGAUCAUGGUACUGUCAGCGGGCGGGAAAAAAUGAUGGCGGAAAUCUAUGCAAGUGGUCCUAUCAGCUGUGGGAUCAUGGCCAGCCCGAAGCUGCACAAUUACACUGGAGGACUUUAUGCUGAAUAUCGUCUGCUGCCGUCUAUAAACCAUGUCGUUUCUGUUGCUGGCUGGGGUGUCGAGAAUGGAACCGAGUAUUGGGUUGUCCGGAACUCUUGGGGCGAGCCAUGGGGCGAGAAGGGCUGGCUUAGAAUCGUAACAAGUGCAUAUAAAGGGGGGAAAGGAGCAUCCUACAACCUUGGUGUUGAAGAACAAUGUGCUUACGGAGACCCAAUUCUUCCUUAACUCUACUGGAGGAGGAUCUGGAAACACAUGUUCAGAAGGCAAGGACUGUCCCAGCCCACUGCUUCGCAAAGGGAUGAGUUAAUACUCUGCAGCAGCCAUUAAUCAUGGAACGGUGAACCUUUAUUCUUUCUUGAACUAAACCUUUCUCUUAAAAUAAUUCAAUGUUGUUUAUGAAAUGACCCAAAGAAUGACAUGCACUGAUUGCACUGAGAGAAGCAAAGCAAAGAGUUUUUAUUACUUUUGCAUAUGGAAAUUAGUUAAUUUUUAUCGUAGUUAUUUUACAGCUUUCUGGGCAGGGAGAGACUUUUCUCACUGUACAGGCAUAGUGGAGAGGAGGAGAUGAUUUGAGUCAGAAAAGCUUGGAAACGUGGGUGCCUCCUUGCUUUCUAUAGGGCUCAUUUUUCUUGCUGAAAGUCUUCAGGAGCUGUUCAGUAACAAUGAUAGUAUUACAGAACCAGCUGUUAUGUGACGAGCUAUUGAUGGUCCUCCUUUCAGUCUUGCCCCAAAGUGGGCAACCUGUUAUCUUCCAAUAGGCUGCUGGGUCUGCAUUCCCCCCCCCCCAUAAUCCCAGAUCAUUCAGGCUGAUGGACAUCAUGGUCUCCCGUCCCUGGUCAAGCACAGGAUUUGCACUCAUCCAUCUACAAGCUGCUGAACUGGCUGGUAAGCAUUAAGGAGCAGCUUCCUAGCAGUAUCAGCUCAUAUUUUGAACACAUGGCAUUCUUGUUAUUACCCCACACUGACCUAUCUCCUCUCCCCUGGAGCUGGGUGCGGCUUUUAAGGCUGCUUAGUGCACGGUCACAGCUACUUAUCUUGCCUUCUGCAGUCUCCAUUCUCUUCCUCAUAAGCUGCAGAUCAGAUCAGAAUCCACUAGUUGACUAUGGAGGGUUGUGCUAAAACUAGCAGCAGCAGUAGCAGUAGGCCAGCACUCCUUGUGAGAUUACAGCUGAGCAUUGCCUCCACCCCAUCGUCCUGUUCCCCUAGGCUUCUGGCACCCGCUGUUUCAAGUAAGGGUAAAACAGCGGCUGCAAGCUAUUUCUGCACAAGCUCCCCAGGGUGUCAGGGGAAGGCAGGCUGUGUGAUUUUGUCAACCUAUGACCAAGCUCAGCGACGCCACCAGCCAAUCACAGCCUGUUUUUGCUCCAUAUGGGGAACAGCACAAACAAGGGUUGCCAAGUACCUUGUAAGCUAGAAUUCACAGCUAAUGCAGGUUGAGUUUGGUGGCUCAUAAGCUAAACAGCCUUGAGCUUUGGGUAUUCAGAUCCUUUCUGGAUUGUAGCACACAACCUGUGAGGGAGAUUUUGUCUAGUUCAUUAGCUAAGGUUCCAUGAUUACACUUUGCACAGUAUUUAUUUAUAUUUAAAAUAUUCCUUAACCACCCUUCAUCGAAUGAUUCCAGGGCAGUGCACAGAAGUGUGAAUGAAAUUGAUUUAUAUGCAACAUAUCAGUACAAUACCAUUUAAAACCAACAAGCACAACCCACAAAACUUUAGAAAAAUACAUUUCGCCAAGGCAUCUACCAUGUCUGUGACCGUAAUACCUUUAAAGAAACUCACGCAACAUUUAAUAAAAAAUGAAUUUAAUAAAAAAUAUAACUUAA